Messenger RNA from Jatropha curcas, 2582 nucleotides. RefSeq names its product cation/calcium exchanger 4. Lineage: Eukaryota; Viridiplantae; Streptophyta; Magnoliopsida; Malpighiales; Euphorbiaceae. Gene Ontology annotation, molecular function: monoatomic cation transmembrane transporter activity. The record is from RefSeq and is a predicted model, not a curated record. Gene Ontology annotation, cellular component: membrane. Gene Ontology annotation, biological process: transmembrane transport; monoatomic cation transport.
GCCCAAAUCCAAUGCCGAUGAGGCAGUAACGAAGCGGCCAACUAAAACGACAGCUCGAAAAGCGAAGGAAAAAUUGAGGAAAAAACUGCAAAUUCCCCCAAAAAAAAAAAAGAAAAAAGUCCUCAAUUUUUCUACUCGAUCAAGCUACCAAUCUUCCAGCUCCGUGAUCGUUUGCCAUAAACCCUAUAAUUGGCGAAAUCCAACUGUAAAUCUUCAAUUUUUCUAUUUUGGUUCAUCGCUGAGCUCCAUUUCUAGGUAAAGAAAUCAACUUUGAUUGAAAUCUAGGGUUUCAUUGCUCAUAGAUGAAACCCUAGGUUCGUAUCACGUGUGAGCUUUAAUAUCUUUAAGCUUGGUUUUAUUUUAUUCUUUGUUGAUAGUUAUAGAGUUGAACGUCAGAAAUGAAGGUUUUUGGUAGCUUUUAUAGUGCUAAAAACCCCAAAUUCAAAGGCGCUUUCAAUGGUAUCUGUAGUAUCAUUUUAUUCUUUUUAUUCUACAAUGGAGUAGAUAUCAAUAGAAACUCAUAUUUUGGUCAAAAUUCAAAUCCGGGAGCUCUAUUUAGCGGUGGGCUGAACCACGUGGCUUUAAUUCGUAGGCAAAUUAUUGAAAUUGAUGCUAAUUCAUCCUCUUUAACUAAUGGGACUUAUGAUGAAAAUGAUAUAAGUGUGCAGAAUCCAGCUUUAUGUCGUGGUUUGGUUGAUCACAAGGGUUAUGCUAAUGAAUGUGAGUAUUUGAAAGAGAACCCAGAUUGUUCUUCUGGUGGGUUCUUUGAUUAUAUCAAGUUUUUGUAUUGUGAUUGUGGUAAGUUUAGAUUGUUGGGGUAUGUCAUGUUGGGUAUUUGGCUUGCUGCUUUGUUUUAUUUGUUGGGGAAUACUGCAGCCGACUACUUUUGCUGUUCAUUGGAGAAGUUGUCCUGUCUUUUGAAAUUACCUCCAACUGUGGCUGGUGUUGCCCUCCUUCCACUUGGGAAUGGAGCCCCAGAUGUGUUUGCAAGUAUUGCUGCCUUUGUUGGCAAGGAUGCAGGAGAUGUGGGCCUUAAUAGUGUGUUGGGUGGUGCAGUGUUUGUUACUUGUAUUGUUGCUGGCGCUGUGUCAUUAUGCAUAGCAGAGAAGGACAUUCAGAUUGAUAGGAAAUGUUUCAUUCGGGAUAUUUGUUUCUUCCUCUUUACCCUAAUGUCUUUGUUGAUGAUUUUAGUUAUUGGUAAGGUGAGUGUUGGAGCUGCAAUUGCUUUUGUCUUGAUUUAUGUAGUAUAUGGUAUCUCUGUUGCUGCUGGUGAGAUUUUUAGGAAACAUGCACGGAGGUUGAAACUGGAUGCUAUUACCCCAUUGAUUCCCGUCCGAGGAAAUGUAUUAUAUCAAGGAAGUAAUGAAGAAGAGGGAAAUCUAUAUGGUUCUCUACUAGACAUUGAGACCGAUAGUGAUGUACCACAUCUGCCUCCUUCCUUACCAUCAUGGAUGUGGGCCUCAAAUGUGGCAAUAUAUUCCAACCAUUCAUUGAAACCAAAUAUGUUGGAUGAAGAAAGGCCUCCAUGGGGCUGGAGUGAUGAGGGCGCGGAAGUCAACAGCUCCUCAUUCUCAUGUGCUAAAUUAUUUUCACUGAUUGAGAUGCCAUUGACAGUGCCAAGGCGGUUAACAAUUCCUUUGGUUGAAGAAGAAACAUGGUCAAAGCCAUAUGCUGUAGCCAGUGCUAUAUUGGCUCCUAUUCUCCUGGCAUUUUUGUGGAACAGUGCAUAUGAUGUGGGUCCUAAAAGUAGAAUUGCAGUGUACUUUUUAGGGGUUACAGCUGGUUGCACACUUGGUUUUCUUGCAUACCGGUAUACCUUAACCCACCAUCCACCUCAAAGAUUCCUACUUGCAUGGGUUUUAGGUGGAUUUUUCAUGAGUAUUGUGUGGUUCUACAUGAUAGCUAAUGAGCUUGUUGCUUUGUUGGUGGCAUUUGGCUUGGUUUUGGGGAUUAACCCAUCAAUCCUUGGAUUGACUGUAUUAGCAUGGGGCAACUCAAUGGGUGAUUUAGUGUCAAAUGUUGCUCUGGCAAUGAAUGGUAGUGACAGUGCGCAAAUCGCCUUUUCUGGAUGUUAUGCAGGUCCCAUGUUCAAUACACUUGUUGGCUUGGGUAUCUCAAUGCUCUUAGGAGCCUGCUCGGCAAAUGCUGGUGUAUAUGUUGUUCCACAAGACAGUAGCUUGUUUUACACUAUGGGAUUUCUCAUAUCAGGACUAAUCUGGGCUCUUGUGGUUUUACCUCAAAAUGACAUGCGUCCCAGCAAGACAUUAGGCGUGGGACUUAUAACCUUAUAUCUGAUUUUUCUUUCCAUGAGGGCGACUAUUGCUAUGGGAUAUGUUGGAAGUUGAGCAAUUGGUUUCAGUCACCAUUUGAUGGAUUUGUAAAGCUAGUCUCUCCAAACUGUUGUUCUGCUCUUCCUUUGUAAAAUGGUACUCUGACAAAUGGCUUUAUUGUACUGCUAUUUGUAGGAUUCUUCUUAUUACUUGCUGAUAGAUUUUGAGCGACCUUUCCCUAUAGAGAGGCUUCUACUUGAAGUAAUACAACUAGACACUGCGUGAUAAUUGAAAUAUUAUACCUGAUUUUCA